Paralichthys olivaceus (Japanese flounder) is the source of this 3058-nucleotide messenger RNA. It is a transcript of the gene zc3h12aa, whose product is annotated as ribonuclease ZC3H12A. NCBI's taxonomy places the organism in Eukaryota, Metazoa, Chordata, Actinopteri, Pleuronectiformes, Paralichthyidae. Gene Ontology annotation, biological process: 3'-UTR-mediated mRNA destabilization. The record is from RefSeq and is a predicted model, not a curated record. Gene Ontology annotation, molecular function: RNA endonuclease activity; metal ion binding; mRNA binding. Gene Ontology annotation, cellular component: cytoplasmic ribonucleoprotein granule; nucleus.
AAUGUAAAACACAGCCACAGACCAGCCUGUACAUCAGGUUCACGUUGUAUUUCCUUCUCUCACUUUGGAAACACUUUGUCUCACAUGUGACUGAGCCGCAAGGAAAGAAACACAACCUUAUCUGACGUAUGCAAAUGUUUGAGGACUCUGCGCGUCUCCCUGUGGAAGAGUUUUUUCAGGAGGGAGGUGCCAAGAAGUCUGAACAUUGUCAAAGCUGCUGAACGUGAAGAGGACUUCACUGGGACUUCCGAUCACACGAGGACAAGAGGAGACGCCAGGAGACACCAGAAGACACCAGAAGACACCAGCAGUCAGUGAAUAUCAUCCAGAGGAGGAUAUAACACGUCUUCUAUGCAGCUGAAUAGAGGCCCAGAUGCUCCAUCAUGGAUCAGGUACUUCCCAGCCAGAGCUCAGCUGCAGGUCUGCUGGAACCAGACAGCGAGGAGCUCCAGCUCAGGGUGGGCUCCUUCAGGAAACUGGGUUACUCCUCAGAGGAGGUCAGGUCUGCUCUGAGGAAGCUGGGGCUCAGCACAGACACCAACUCGGUGCUCGGGGAGCUGGUCAGGAUCCGGACCAGCACCGCACCCUGGAGUUCUGACGGAGAUGAGAGGAGAGGCGGACUAAAGGACCCUCUCCUGCCUCCCAGCUGGGCCAAUGGACCCAGAAUCACGACACAACUGGGGCACCAGAAGAAUACAGAAACAGAAUUGAGACCUAUUGUGAUUGACGGCAGCAAUGUUGCCAUGAGCCACGGCAACAAGGAAGUGUUCUCCUGCCGAGGCAUCCAGCUGGCAGUGAAUUUUUUCCUGGAUAGAGGCCACUGCACCGUCACUGUGUUUGUUCCCAGUUGGCGACGAGAGCAGCCCAGACCCGACGCCCCCAUCACAGACCAACACAUCCUGAUGGAGCUCGAGAGACGUAAAAUAGUGGUGUUCACGCCGUCGCGGCGAGUUGGGGGCAAGAGAGUGGUCUGCUAUGACGACCGCUUUAUCGUGAAGUUGGCGUACGAUUCGGACGGAGUGAUCGUAUCCAAUGACACCUACCGUGACCUCCAAGGAGAAAGGCCUGAGUGGAAGAAAUGCAUCGAGGAGAGGCUCCUCAUGUUCUCCUUUGUGAAUGACAAGUUCAUGCCCCCUGAUGACCCUCUGGGUCGCCAUGGCCCCAGUCUUGACAACCUCCUGAGGAAGAAGCCUCUGCCUACAGAGACGAAGAGGCUGCUCUGUCCUUAUGACAAAAAGUGCACUUAUGGCAUCAAAUGCAAGUUUUACCAUCCAGAGCGAGCCAACCAGUCCUACCUCUCUUUGGCUGAUGAACUGAGGGAGAAAGCCCAGAUUUCUACUGCGAAAGAAGAGAAAAAAGUCACAUUAUCACCCAGACAGCUGCAACCUGACACAGGACCUGCUCAUAAAGCAGGUUCUCAUCCUCGAGACUCUAACACGGAGCUUGUGAGAGACGGGCAAAGUUCCUCAUAUCCAAGUGUCACCAGUGAAAACAAACUGUUGUACUGGGAGGAUCCUAUGAAGAGUUUCAAUCAUUUGCUCCACUCAGGCCAGAGUCAGAAAGAUUGGCCUGGGCUGCACUCGGCUCCCAAUCAUUACUACACCAACGUCUCUAACGAGUACCUGGAUUCAGGCUUCGGUUCUUUUGACAGCCAGUACUCUGAUAACUUGCAUGGCCUCAGCAACUCCCACAGACUCAAGUCCCAGCAGCAGAGUGGCCUCACUGGAACCAGACACAACAACAGCAGCCCCUCCUGCAGAUGCUGUUCUCACACUGGGCCCUCAACAGCUCACCCACAACACCACAGGAGCCUGGACUCUCAUUGUCACCUCAGCUAUGCUCACAUGUUCCCACCAGCUGUGCCACAUCAUAACAGCCUCCCCAGCCCACUCCAUUAUGGCGGUGCCCCCCAUCAGCAGCACAACUACUGGUCAGAUCCCUUUCAGGGGCUUCCCCAAGCCACAACAUCAUGCAGUCUCCCCUCUUCUGUCCAUUCGUCACACUCCCACGACUCUUGCUGCUCCUACAAAGGCCACGAGUAUCACUCCUGGGGCCAACAACCUCCUGCUGCCUUUGACCCACAGAGGAUGGAGCUCCGCAAGAAUCUGUACACCAUCUUCAACCCACAUCUGGUGGAUACAGUCAUGGAAAUGUUCCCACAUCUGAUGAACGCAGAGAAACUGGCUGAAGAGAUCCUCAAGCUGAAGACUCAGAGAGGAAUAUUGUGAUGAGCUUCUUCCCUUUGCGCCCUCAGAUCAAACAAGGUACAUGACCUCGGUUCUAUUCUAAAUACUUUUUAGUGUUUCUUUACUUGAAUGAUUAAAGCUGCAUGCAAAGAUGUUUAGUUCUGUGAAAUAAAAGUGAAAUUUGCCUUAAUAUUUAUAAACAGUUUAGACAUUAUAAAUGUUGGUGUGUCAGAGUGAAUAAAUUGAAUUCUCCGCCUGGCCCCCUCGUAUAAAGUCAGCUAAAUCUCCGAAGGAGCUGAUGUGAGAACACACUAGGAGAUCCUCCGCAAAAAUGGAGAAUAUCACCUUGUCAUCCAUGUUUUGGAUAAAAAAAAAAUAGUUUUGAUUGUUGAUGCAUAUUGUGUCAAAUGUGAUUUAUUUAAAGUUCUCAUGUGACAGGAAAUCACUGUAUAAAGUAUUACUUAUUCUUUUACUUCCGCUGUGGUUCUCCAGAACAGCCUGCUGUUCAGUGUUAUCUCUGUGAGGUGUGUAUUUCAACACAUUGUGGCCAACCAUUGUGUUGAUUCAGGUAAUCAAAGUGUCCAGGCUUGCAUGUAGCGUUUACAGUCAACUGUAAUCCAAUAAGGAAACUGAGAAAAAGACUUUCAUGCUAGUAAAGGGAAUUUGUUUGGUGUGUGUCAUUAGCCGUUUCCUGUAAAAAGGUUUCAUGGAACACUCAUAGAAAAGAGUUCUUGAAACACGACACACACGUUUGGACUAAUGUGUGACUGAGGAUGUGAUAUAUACCUACUGUAAAUUUAAACUGUAAGAUACAGUAAUUGUGUCUGUAAAAAGAAAAAACAUGUCACUGUUAAUAAACUAAUGUGUCAGAU